AUGCCUACAUAUCAGCUCCUGUGGGAGGCAAGAACAUGUAUGUCGGACUCGCGACGAUUAAAAGUGUUGUCUAUCUGUAGGGAACAUGCUUUCGCUUGCUACCUCAGCGGCUUCUUCUCGAGAUGCGACUCACUGUCGCUAAAUGGGCGCUGGAAAAUGAAGCGCGCCUUCCUGCAUAGCAGUACGAGCGAGGUUCAGAAGAGGCAGUUC
Iphiclides podalirius (scarce swallowtail) is the source of this 210-nucleotide messenger RNA. NCBI's taxonomy places the organism in Eukaryota, Metazoa, Arthropoda, Insecta, Lepidoptera, Papilionidae. The record is from the annotation of a GenBank genome assembly.